AUGAAGCAGAGGCACGUUACCUUUUUCCUCGGCGCUGUUGAGAAAGCGGUGGGCAGAAAACUGAGGGAGAAGGAGGUGCAGAUCGAGAGCAUGAACAGGCGAAACAAGGAGCUCAACGAGAGGAUCAAACAGGUCUCCAUGGAGGCCCAGUCCUGGCACUACAGGGCUCGCUUCAACGAGUCCGUGGUCAGCGUCCUGAAGAAUAACCUCAAGCAGGCCGUCGCCCAGGGCGCCAGCCAGGGCAGGGAAGGCUGCGGUGACAGCGAGGUCGACGACGCCGCCUCCUCUUACGGUCCCUCCGCGCCCCUCGGCGGCGACGCCGUGCCGGCAGCGGGGGCCAUGGCUUGCCGGGCCUGCCGGAGCAGGGAGAUAUCCGUGCUGCUGCUGCCGUGCCGGCACCUCUGCCUGUGCAGGGACUGCGGCGGGUCUGUCAACGUGUGCCCCCUCUGCCGCACGACGACGACCGCCGGUGUACCAGUCUUCAUGUCUUGA
Spirodela intermedia is the source of this 492-nucleotide messenger RNA. NCBI's taxonomy places the organism in Eukaryota, Viridiplantae, Streptophyta, Magnoliopsida, Alismatales, Araceae. The record is from the annotation of a GenBank genome assembly.